UGCGGAUGGCCCAGAACCUGCGCCACGCCGUCACCUUCGUGGAACAGGGACACGUUCGCGUGGGGCCCGAGGUGGUGACCGACCCCGCUCUCCUCAUCCCCCGCGCCGUGGAGGACUUCAUCACUUGGGUGGACGCCUCUCGCCUCCGACAGAAAGUGCUCGACUACAACCAGGAGCGCGAUGACUUCGACCUGGCUGCCUAG
Messenger RNA from Cariama cristata (Red-legged seriema), 203 nucleotides. RefSeq names its product IMP3, U3 small nucleolar ribonucleoprotein (gene IMP3). The record is from RefSeq and is a predicted model, not a curated record. Lineage: Eukaryota; Metazoa; Chordata; Aves; Cariamiformes; Cariamidae. The annotation marks the transcript as partial. The transcript has a single exon. Gene Ontology annotation, molecular function: RNA binding.